AGACGAGCUCACUCUUUAACUUAUUAAGACAAGAAAACACUUCAAGAGAAGAUAAUUAAUGCACACAAAAGACGCAAGACAAAAAGGAAGAAUUUGUAGAAGGAUUUUUUUCACCGACAAAACAACAUUUUGUUAUCACUUGAAAUUAUUCUAGACGACUGAAUCUACUGUUUUAUUUCCUUUCAAUAUUUUAGAUUUUAUUUCUCUGCGUUGUGGCUUCGAAAGACAUGGAGGAAUCUGAGAAAGAGUCGCCGAAAAAGCCCCCAAAGGUCGUAAGAAAUCCAGAUGAGUGGCGUCCGUUUGGUACAUCAACUGCAAAGUGCAACUGUGGAAAGUACAACUUAAAGGACUUACCACAGUUGGAGAGGCUUCUUCCAGAAGAGUAUGACUACAAAUUGUGUGACUAUGAAGAGCUGGGAAGCUCAGAGAAAUUUAUAGUGACUCUCCGCAUGAAUCUUGCAACCAAGGAAGAGGCUCUCACAUGGAAGCGAUCGUUUGAAGAAAAGUCUCUCACCACACACUCUGUUGUUCAAGUCUAUUCCAAAGUCAGCUUGAAGCGAGUGUUCAAGGGUAUGUACAAGUGUAAGUUCAACCAGCCGUGGCGUGAGAAAAGACCUCGAAAGAGAAACCCGCAGUUUGAAGUGACGGAUUGCCCUAGUGCUCUUAACAUUGUCAUAAAGAAUUUUGCCAAGAGUGGACGCAUCAGAGCCAGUGAUCCCCACCUCCCUGGCUAUGCCACUCUCAUCCGGAUACGAUUCGCUCACAACCAUGACAUUGCAGCCCCACGGAGCCUACAGAAGCGCCCUCUCUGCCCAGAUAUUGAGAAGCGCUUUGAGGAAAUGUUCCGACAGGGCAUCAAACCAAAAGACGCACUGGAUAAACACAAGCGUGAUCUACAGGGACAGCUGGGCAUGGACCACUACCUGUCUGUGGCUGUGGACGGCUUCUAUGUGCCGGACAAGAACAAAGUGUACAGGAUGUACACCAAGGUCAUGGGUAAGACCAGCGCCAAAACCACCACAAAACGGGUUUCCAAGCACAACCCAGACGCAGACAUGAUCGCGUUUGACUACUGUGCCACGUCUGGGAAGAGCGUGGUGGUCAUGGAUCCAGAAGAGGAGGACGGGGAGGAUGUGGGAGGUGUAGAGGAUGAGGCAGAGGAAGAGAGUGUCUCACAGGACCACCCGCCCGCAGGGAUCGGGGGAAGUAACAGCCUGGAGGUCGUGACUCCCUCGAGCCAGGCUGUGGUGGCGCCAGUGUGUGGGACAGUAGCAGCGGCAGCACCUGUCAUGAUGUCAGCGGACCGACGUCAUGAUGUGGGAGAGAUGCAGGUGUUUGAUGCUCUGCUGCCAGACGCCAGUCACUCCAUGGCACCACAAGGGCCCACGGUUGUCACAGAGGACCCAAAUAUCUCACAGACCUUAGGUAUGGUCUAUGAGAACGGCCCGGUGCAAAAUACAACGGUAUUGCCUGGUGGUCAGAUUUUGCAGAAUAUGACUGCGCCCGUCCUUACUCUUCAGAACAUGGGCACGCACAGUUUUGAGUACCACACACAGGCUGCACCUCAGGUUCGAACCAGUCACCAGAUGGUGCCCACAUCAAACUUUGGCCAGUUGACUCAUCUUCAAGCCCCUAACAUGACGGGCGGUAAUAUCCCCAUUCACUCUGGUACCUCAUCCUGUGCAGUGCAGCAAGGUGCUGCUAUACAGAGCCUGAACCAUCAGAAUUUCUCCAGCCACCACUACAACAUUGUAGCUAACAUCAGCUACCAACCAACAGCAGCACAGAGCAUCCUACAUCAGAACAUGAUGAAUCAGACACCAAUCAUCCAGAAUGCAUUCCAGCAGCACCCUCCCCAUCCUCCACCUCCAGCACCGCCGUCUCAACCAACCUUACCUCAAAACCUAACAGUUCAGAACAUCAGUCAGCAGUAUCAAACCCAAGCUUUCCGGCCUAUGCUGGAGGCUCCAGAGGUAAAACCGCCUCAGACCCAGGCGUGGUUGUCUCACAAAGGAGCCAGCAUUCGCUGUCAGCCGCCCCCGCUUAUUCGGAAGGGACUGGGUAGCAAGCUCAAUGCUCAGAAGAAACGCUACCACAAUCUGUCCAACCUCAAGACGGUGUGCAGAAAGAAAGGGAAAAGCGGCAAAAGCGAGUUUCGCGCCAACUCCUUCCGGAAGACUCUGCUGAAGAAGACGCCUCGGGUGGACCCCGUCACGCACAGCACAGCCUUCCAAGCAGUGCAGAACAUGCUGCUUCUGGACGAGAGUAAGAGACUCAACGAACGAUUCUCAAGGUUCUGCAUUGACCUUGAGGAAAAGAUGAACUCAAACCUGAAGCUCUUUGUUCCUGGCGUGCGGAAUUUGAUCAACACUUGGCAAGAUCUGAAGGAUGAUGAGGAGCGAGCGGCGGCUUUGAAGGAUUUUGGAAAAUUGGAAGAUAAAGUUAUCGAGGAGCAGAGGAGGAAAAAGUUAGAUAAUAUGAGGGAUAAAGGUGUUCAAGUUGUGAUUUUACCCCCGGCACCAAAGCCUACGUCUUCUUUUAAAAACUCAUCAUUGUCUAAGGCAGGGGAGGCACCUGUGCUGUUGAUGCCUGUCAAUGAGGUGCCACCGGGGCAGAAGAUUUUCGUUCUUCCUGCAAGCAGUCGAGUGGGCUCGAGCGGGACAAAUGGCAACGGGUCAGGUGUCACGGAAGACUUGAUUCUAGUCCCGGCUGACGUUGGCAUGUCAGCGCGAGAGAAAGCCUCUUUGCUCAAAUCUUUGAAGCCACAGUUGUCCAAAUUGAGACUAAGAACUAAGAAAUCCGUGUCGAGUGCUGUAAGGAAACUGACUGUGAAGCAAAAGCUGAACUCAGAGAUUCUGAAACGUCUUCGAGCUCCACCAAAGUCUGUUUCAGCAGUCAAGAAACAACUGGAAGAGGUGGAUCGUUCAAGGUCAUCGUCUCUGCGCUCCUCGAGUACCAGAAGUAGGAAAAGUCUGAGGGGGAAAAAUAGCAAUGAAGCCUCCAUGUCAGAAACAAAUGGUGUUGAGACAUCUCUGAAUUCCUCUUUAUCUCAGAUGACGCAGGUCACAGACUCUGAUGAGGAGGACUGUAGUCCCAGCUCCAGUGCUGACCCCUCUUGGAGUUCCAAGAUGGAACAAUCAAUGACUUCACCAGCAGGUGGUGCUCACGGCAAAGGGAAGAAGGGCCACAAAGUGACCUCAAAGAACGCAAGAGACAAGAGUGGCAUUAAGAUCUCUGUGGAGACUCUGAUAGGGCCAAAAAGUGUGCGGCAUUCCGUUGAAGGAAGUGCUGUGGAGAGUCUGCCAUCUGGAACGUGACCAUGGGUCAGUGCAGCAGCAGUUUGUGUGUCUCAUUUUGCAUUGUGAUGGUCUUUUCCUAACUCUCCCCUUCUUCUCCUUGUCCUCUUCCUCCACCUUCUUGCUCUACUUCUUUAUUCCGCCACCAAACUUCUGAGACAGUCAGUUUUAGGUUCCUCUACCAACAGUAUAGUUGAAGAUGCUUAAGUGAUGUGUUUGCACAAGGACUGAAUUUCCCUACCUUUUGGGCACCCGUACGCAUUAUUUAUACAUUUUCUUUGUCCCCAGUUUCUUCAAUGUUGGGUAGCAGCUAUUUAUGGAAUUUUGUAUUGGCUUCAAGCCAGGCCAAACCUUCUCUUCUUCUACUUCCAGCUGCCAAGAUGUCUUUUAUAUGCACAACAUGCAUAUUGGACUCCCACUCUUUAUGAUCUUAUGUGAAAAGACUAAGCUCUUUGUCUUAUCUAACUUAGGAUGUGAGUGAUAAUGAGCUGAAAAAUCCCUAAAGAAAUCCAUCCACCACUACUAUGCCUGUGAACUAGGCAUCGAAUCAUGCUCUCCGGCAUGAGAGGCAAGCUCCUUUUUCUCUAAAGUGAAGAGCUCCCUCUUGUAAUGGUAAUCCGGUUUCUGAAAUAUUUUUUUUCCUUGCACUCUGAAAAUAUUUAUGUCUCGGUCUUAUUGCCAUACCUUUUAUAUUCUUAGGUUUAAAUUUUAUUACUUGGCUAGCCUUUGUGGAAUUUUUCACCCAUAAUAUUGUUUCAAUUUACAUGCUGUCUGUGUUUCUUAAUCACCCUUUGUCCUGUUCUUGGAAAGAUAUAUUGAAAUAGAUGAAAAAACUAUACAGGUACUGAGGUAAUACUGCAGAUGCUUUUGUUGUUGGCAUGCUUUUGUGAUGCCAAAAUAUAUUUUUUUUUGUGCUGCCAAAUUGCAGGGAUUUUUUUUUUAGUAUUAAGAAAUCACUCAGAGAAAUUCAAGUUUAUGCAGCUUUGGUGUUCAUCUUGUUUUUUGCUGAUAUACAUGUUGGACUAUGCAUGACGGUGAAACAAAGCAGAAUUGAGGGUCCAGAGAAAGAAGGAAAUAAAUGGUCACUCGAACAUCAUGUGUCCUUUAGUUUUCGGGAAGGUGGGGAGGGGAGGGGUCCGAGGAUUCUGCUCGCUGGUUUUCACAUCUGACUGUGGAGGUGAAUUUCCCAGACUUUCACUCAGACUAUUUGCUGACUGUCGAAUGUUAUAGAUGCAAGAGGAAAUAUAAUUCAGCAGCAGUGUUUUUCAUUGUGUCCUUGAACUCUUUUUUUUAAAUCUCUUUUUUUCUGUAACUGUAUGCCUAGAGUUGUGUCAGUGCUGGCAUGAGAUGUACGCACUUUUGAGUUGGUUGUUUACAUACCUGCUUUCCAUUAAUUAAGGAUAUUUCAUGGGGUUGUGUUAAUAAUCCAUUAGCUUUGCUACAUUGAAGACACACUCAGCUUGAGACAUCCGUGAACAAUCUGUUAAGGCCAUUGAAUAGAUGUUCCUGAUUAACAUCAAGUUACGCCACUAUUGCGCUGAAUGUAGCGGAUUAUAAUGUAUGCAGUAGUCUUUGCAUGAGAGCCCUGUGUUUGAGAAUGGGGAGCAUCAAGUUACAUCAGCAUAACACUGAAUGCAGUGAGUUAUGACUUCGUAUAAUUAUAAUCAUCUCUGAAUGAGGCCCCUGUGUGUAUAGGGAACUAUGAAACUGGAGGAUUUUAUGCAGGCAGGAUCAUUUAUAUGUAUAUAUAUACAUAUAUUCAUAUAUAUGUGUGUGUUUGUGUAUAUGUAUUACAAAAAAUGUACUGUAUACAUAUCAAAGCUGCCAUAAGGUACUUGGCAACUCUUUUUAUAUUUAUUCACCUCUGAAAGUAGUAUCAGACAGAGCUAUUUAUUGUUCUCGGGACAGUUU
Molecule: messenger RNA, 5207 nt
Organism: Aplysia californica (California sea hare)
Lineage: Eukaryota; Metazoa; Mollusca; Gastropoda; Aplysiida; Aplysiidae
Exons: 6
Coding region: 228-3317 (1029 amino acids)
Source: RefSeq, a predicted model, not a curated record